Messenger RNA from Salvia hispanica, 2789 nucleotides. NCBI's taxonomy places the organism in Eukaryota, Viridiplantae, Streptophyta, Magnoliopsida, Lamiales, Lamiaceae. The record is from RefSeq and is a predicted model, not a curated record.
UCCAACUCCAUUGAUUUUGUUUUAAUAAUGACGCCAACGUAGAAGCAGAGUUUAACGCCGCUUCUCUCAGAUUCAGAUUGCCAUGAUUCCGCUGAUCAUUCUCAGAUUCACGGCAACAGAUCUUCCGAUUCUUUGUUCUACACGCAAAUCAUAGACAAGCUGUUUAUGAACAUUUUGUGGAGCAGAGUUUGCGUUUGCUAUGACGCUUAUGCAUGUUGCAUGUUGCCAAACAUGAUAUUAUAUUUUGAGUGGAAGAAUACAUGGAGGAGACAACGGACGAUACUAGACUGGUGGAAGGAUCAGUUCAUAAUGCCCAGUGGUGGCCGUCAGGUCUUAUUGAUAAACUGCGAGUAAUUUCUCUGGCUUCUCCAGAUGAAACCUCAAGUUCUAAAUCAAAAUGUCAGCUUGACUGUGGGAGCCCAGCCCUUCAUUUAGCAUCACAGAUUUUGUGGGACACUGGGAAGCUAGCAGAACCAAUUCCGGAUGGUUUCUACUUCGUCUAUCCAGAAAGAAGAUUCAAGGAGCUUUUUGAUACUAUUCCCUCCAUAGAUGAGCUCCAGGCUUUGGAUGCUGAUGGGCUCAGGCCCAAUGUUAUUCUUGUUGAUGCACGUAAAGAUAAGAAGCUUUCUAUGUUAAAGCAGCUAGCUGUCACAUUGGUGAGGGGACUCAAUCCAAAUCCUGCCGCCAUAAUCAAGAAGUUAGCUGGAUUGGUCUGUGAUUUCUUCAAAAGACCCAAAUUGGAACCCGACCAUGUGAGGGGCGCACUUGAAGCGGUCUCUCAUGCAUUGGACAGUCAAGGUAUCCAUAUGCUGGGCCAUGUAAAGCAUGGAUCUUGCCAUUCCAAAGCUAUCUUAUUCAAAGUUCUUGCUGACACUGUUGGCCUGGAAUGUAUGCUUAUGGUGGGUUUAGAUAGAGAAGGGGUAAUACAGCGAUCAGACGCGUAUAGGCACAUGUCUGCCAUAGUUGUUUUAAAUUCUAUUGAAUAUUUGGUUGAUCUUGCACGUAGCCCUGGGAAAUUGGUGCCAUGCUCAGCUAAGGCAGUCCUUCUCUCUCAUCUCUCUGCUGGUGAGAGUGAUUCUGCUGAAAAUGAUUCAUAUGAUUCACCUAUUGAACCAAAUAGUCCAGUGCGUGCAUUUUCAGAUCAAACAGAAGUUGAAGGAUUAUCCCACAGUGAACCAAAUGUAGCAAAUUCCUUUUGGAGGCGUAGUCGAAAGAAAACAAUAGCUGAACAAAGGACUGCAAGUUCAAGAUGCGAUUCUGCAUGGGAAUGUCUUACAUGGUCAUCAAAGUUUGAAUUCAGGGCUGUUCGUGAGAUGAGUGAAACACUCAAACGAAAUCGUCAUCCAGAGGAACAAGUAGCUUCGUCUUAUAGUUGUUCCGCGAGUGAACAAGAAGACUACUCAGACCGAGGAAGUGUGUCAAGGUUCAAUCCGGACGCACAUGAUGGGUUAUAUGGUCAAAAGCCUUUGGCAUGUAAACUUCCCCUGAAUCUGAAACAAUUACACUCUCACAAGGCAGUCUCUAUGCCUUCUUCUCCUCAGAGGUUUUCCAGGAAAGCUUCUCUUAUGAGUGACACACCAGAAAAUUUUGCGAAUCCUGAUAUGAUGUCAACAUUCAGUAAAGUGCUUGAAUCGUCAAAGUUCCUGAACCAGCCACUGCUACCCUUUGAAGAAUGGAAUAUUGAUUUUUCUGAGAUAACUAUCGGAGCUCGUGUAGGAAUUGGAUUCUUUGGUGAAGUUUUUCGUGGCACGUGGAAUGGGUUAGAGGUUGCUAUUAAAGUAUUUCUUGAGCAAGAUCCGACUGCUGAGAAUAUUGAAGACUUCUGCAAUGAGAUAUCUAUCUUGAGCCGGAUUCGCCACCCAAAUGUUAUAUUAUUCCUUGGUGCGUGCACAACACCUCCGCGCCUGUCCCUAGUUACUGAAUUUAUGGAAAUGAGUUCACUGUAUUACUUAAUCCAUGCAAGUGCGCUGAAAAAGAAGCUGAGCUGGCAAAGGAGACUCAAAAUGCUUGUUGAUAUAUGCAGGGGAUUAUCAAGCAUCCAUCGAAUGAACGUGGUACACCGUGAUCUGAAAAGUGCGAACUGCCUCGUGAACAAGCAUUGGGUGGUGAAGAUAUGCGAUUUUGGACUUUCGCGGAAACUGAUCACCACGCCGAUGAAAGACUCUUCCUCAGCUGGAACGCCAGAAUGGAUGGCACCAGAACUUAUUCGCAACGAGCCCUUCACAGAGAAAUGCGACAUCUUCAGCCUGGGCGUCAUAAUGUGGGAGCUCUGCACACUCAAAAGACCAUGGGAAGGCAUACCAUCUGUACAGGUAGUUUAUGCCGUCGGCAACGACAGGCAGACGCUUGAAAUCCCAGAAGGCCCUCUGGGCAAGCUCAUAGCAGAUUGCUGGGCUGAACCAGAUGAACGACCAAACUGUCACGAGAUCCUCUCGCGCCUACAAGAAUGCGAGCUCUUAUUGUGCUAAUAUAUACAACUCUCUAUUCAUUUAUUUCGAUUGAUACAUUACUGCGCCUUUCCUCUGCAACAAUUGCACAUACAAGGUAUGGAUGGGCAUUGCUGAUAGUGAGAAUUACAAAUAUGGGCCGAUAAUUGGAAAAUGUGGGGUAAAUUAGCAUUCUUUUGUAGUGCUAAUCGUCACUGGAAUGUCAAUUUUCUUGACAGAAUGUAGACUAUGAUCUGAUACAAUUGUAUGGAAUGAAACUAAGCAAAAUGUUUGCAUAACAACACUUUUUGAGAAACUUGCUGAACUUACAGUUGCUUCUUUUUAUAUAAAGCAGUAGAGACA